CAUUUGUAGUUCCACAUUUUCUUUUUCUCUCUCUUCUAAACACUGUGUGUGUGUGAUUAGGGUUUCCAGAAGCGCCGUUUUUGGUCGUCUGUUUCUUCGUUUACCACUCUUCGUCUCUCUCUCUGUUAACCAAAAGGUUUUUGCCAAGAAAUUAUGGCGAUGGAAGUUACUCAAAUUCUGUUGAAUGCGCAAUCAGUUGAUGGGUCUCUUAGAAAGCAUGCUGAAGAAAGUUUAAAGCAUUUUCAGGAGGCAAACCUAGCAGGUUUUCUGUUAUCUCUUUCUGGAGAACUUGCUAGUGAGGAGAAGCCUGUUGACAGUCGUAAAUUGGCUGGUUUAGUUCUUAAGAAUGCAUUGGAUGCAAAAGAGCAACAUAGAAAGUUUGAGCUAGUUCAAAAGUGGUUAUCGCUAGAUGUAGGUGUUAAGGCACAGAUUAAGGCGUGCUUGUUACAGACGUUAUCUUCUCCAGUCUAUGAGGCACGGUCGACUGCAUCACAAGUGAUAGCUAAAGUUGCUGGUAUAGAGCUACCACAGAAACAAUGGCCCGAGCUUAUAGUCUCACUUUUAUCGAAUAUCCACCAGGUUGCGGUUCAUGUCAAGCAAGCCACUUUAGAGACCCUUGGAUAUAUGUGUGAAGAAGUUUCUCCAGAUGUUGUAGAACAAGAUCAUGUGAAUAAAAUACUUACGGCUGUAGUUCAAGGUAUGAGUCCAACUGAAAGUAGUAAUGAUGUCAGGCUUGCUGCUACACGGGCAUUGUAUAACGCCCUUAGUUUUGCUCAUGCGAAUUUCUCUAAUGAUAUGGAGCGAGAUUACAUUAUGAAGGUUGUUUGUGAGGCGACGUUGUCACCAGAAGUGAAAAUUAGACAGGCGGCUUUUGAGUGUUUGGUGUCAAUCUCAUCAAGCUACUACGAGAAAAUAGCUGCAUACAUGCAGGAUAUCUUUAACAUUACAGUCAAGGCAGUGAAAGAAGAUGAAGGGGCCGUUGCUCUACAAGCCAUUGAAUUCUGGAGCUCGAUAUGCGAUGAAGAGAUAGAUAUCUUAGAGGACUAUGGAGGUGAUUUCACUGCUGAUUCAGAGAUUCCUUGCUUUUAUUUUAUCAAGCAGGCUCUGCCUGCUCUUGUACCAAUGCUGCUAGAGACACUUUUGAAGCAAGAGGAAGAUCAAGAUCAAGAUGAAGGUGCUUGGAAUCUUGCUAUGGCUGGUGGUACAUGCCUGGGUUUGGUUGCCCGAACAGUUGGAGAUGAUGUUGUUCCACUCGUGAUGCCAUUUGUUGAAGAAAAUAUUUCAAAACCAGAUUGGAGGCAAAGAGAAGGGGCAACUUAUGCAUUUGGUUCUAUCUUGGAGGGUCCAUCACCUAAUAAGUUAGCUCCACUUGUUAAUGUUGCUCUAAAUUUCAUGCUCACAGCUUUAUCCAAUGAUCCGAAUAGUCAUGUAAAAGACACAACGGCUUGGACCCUUGGAAGAAUAUUUGAGUUUCUCCAUGGUUCAACGAUGGAGAACCCAAUCAUUACCCCAGCCAACUGCCAACAAAUCAUCACAGUUCUUCUUCAGAGCAUGAAGGAUGUUCCAAAUGUUGCUGAGAAAGCAUGUGGUGCCCUUUAUUUUCUUGCCCAAGGUUAUGAGGAUUUUGGUCAAUCAUCCCCUUUGACUCCCUAUUUUCAAGAAAUUGUGCAAUCUCUGUUGACAGUUACUCACCGAGAAGAUGCCGGUGAGUCUCGGUUGAGGACUGCUGCUUAUGAGACAUUAAAUGAGGUUGUUAGGUGCUCAACAGAUGAAACAGCUGCCAUGGUGUUACAGCUUGUUCCCGUGAUCAUGAUGGAACUUCAUAAAACUCUUGAAGAGCGUAACCUUUCUUCUGAUGAAAGGCAGAAACAAAACGAGUUGCAAGGCCUCCUUUGUGGGUGCUUACAGGUUAUCAUUCAAAAGCUAGGCUCAUCGGAACAAACUAAGUAUACCUUCUUACAGUAUGCAGAUCAAAUCAUGAAUCUGUUCCUUAGAGUUUUUGCUUGUCGAAGCGCGACUGUUCAUGAAGAGGCAAUGCUUGCAAUUGGAUCCCUUGCCUAUUCAACCGGCCCAGACUUUACAAAGUAUAUGCCUGAGUUUUACAAGUAUCUUGAAAUGGGCCUACAGAACUUUGAAGAGUACCAAGUUUGUGCUGUGACAGUAGGUGUGGUUGGUGACAUAUGUCGGGCCGUGGAGGACAAGGUGCUGCCAUGGUGUGAUGGAAUCAUGACUCAGCUUCUUAAAGAUUUAUCAAGCAACCAAUUGCACCGAUCAGUUAAACCUCCAAUCUUUUCAUGUUUUGGUGAUAUUGCACUGGCAAUAGGGGAGAACUUUGAGAAAUACUUGAUGUAUGCGAUGCCUAUGCUCCAGAGUGCAGCAGAAUUAUCCUCCCACACGUCAGGUGCUGAUGAUGAAAUGAUAGAAUACACCAAUCUUUUAAGAAAUGGGAUCUUGGAGGCAUAUUCAGGGAUCUUUCAGGGUUUUAAGAACUCCCCUAAAACUCAACUGUUAAUUCCUUACGCCCCACACAUCAUCCAGUUCCUGGAUCUGCUUUAUAUGGAGAAAGACAUGGACGAUGUGGUGAUGAAAACUGCCAUUGGGGUCCUUGGAGAUCUAGCCGAUACUCUGGGAAGCAAUGCCGGGUCAUUGAUUCAGCAAUCUUUAUCAAGUAAAGACUUCUUGAAUGAAUGUUUGUCCUCAGAUGAUCAUUUGAUCAAGGAAUCUGCUGAGUGGGCCAAGUUAGCCAUCAGUCGGGCUAUUUCUGUUUGAGUCUUCUGCCUUUUGGUAAAUACAUAUUUUCCUAUAAAUUACAAGUCCCUGCAUGCAUUCGGGUGAGUCGAGUCGUGGUCGUUGGGUCAGGUCGGUCGGUCGUCAUGCUGGGGAUUUUUGGAGCUCUCUCCUUUUCUCCGUGGCAAAGUGCAAUGAUGGUUUUUGAUGGUUGUGGCACGGAAAUUAUAAGCCAAUGGUCUGAUUCAUAAUCAAAAUUCAUAUGGCUACACCUUUAAAAGACCUCGUUUUGUCGGUUAGUUUUCGAGUCUUGCAUGAGUCUGAGUAACAGUCUUUGUGACAUCUGGGAAUGUAUGACUCAUAAUCCAAAUGUCUACACCUUCAAAAGACCUCAUUUUGUCGGUCAAUUUUCUACUCUUGCAUGAGUCUAAGUAACAGUCUCUGACAGCUGGACUCAGGUCUUUCUUUUGUUCUGCUAUAUACACAAAUCGGUUUAUGGGGCUUGCAUACAUUUUUCUAUUUUAGGAAACCACUACAGUCUGCAUCAUUCAUAAUUUUUUUACCCAUCUUUUUUCGCCUCAUUUAUUUCCCUUUUUUUUAAAGUUUUAAAAUUCUCUCAUUUGGGGGAAACAAUUUUGAGUCAUGCAUCAGUCCAGGUUAUCACUGUAUUGUUUACCGAAGUUGGAAUGCAUCAUCUUGCUUUUCAUUAAAAAUCAAAGCGAAAGUAGUGUUCUGUUACACUAUAUUCAAGUGUUACUCAAGUCAAAAGGUGUUUGGUUCGUUGGUCAGAGUUGAAGUAAAUAUAGUGUUUUAUUGUUCAGCAUCAUGAUACAUUGGGAUGUAGAAAACCUAUUUUGGUGAGAAUGGUGUGUCACAAUUUGUGUUGGAUGGAGAGGCAUCUCAUUUGUAAACUUUGCCUCGACUAUUAUUUUUUUGGCCAUCCUGUGAAUGCAAGAGUUUUAUUGUGUAA
This is a messenger RNA of Erigeron canadensis, 3697 nucleotides long. RefSeq names its product importin subunit beta-1-like. The coding region runs from base 154 to 2769 and encodes 871 amino acids. Gene Ontology annotation, cellular component: cytoplasm; nucleus. Gene Ontology annotation, molecular function: small GTPase binding; nuclear import signal receptor activity. NCBI's taxonomy places the organism in Eukaryota, Viridiplantae, Streptophyta, Magnoliopsida, Asterales, Asteraceae. The transcript has 3 exons. Gene Ontology annotation, biological process: protein import into nucleus. The record is from RefSeq and is a predicted model, not a curated record.